AUGAAUUAAUUGGGCGUUCUUCUUCUACUUGAUUCACCAGAGAAUUUAUAAUUCGGAAUUGAUAAUUCUCAAUGGAUAGUCGGAAAGAAAUUCAAAGGAAUUCAAGGUAUACCCUUUGGAACCCAUUAUGUUCAUUAUUCAUUAAAGGAAGAAGGCUAUUAAUUUAAGUAAGGAUUCUUCUUCAUUGUUUCACCAGAAAACAAAUACUUGGUAAAGUAAUGGAAUAGUGAAUUACAAGAAUUUCUUACUUUCAAAGAUUGUGCACCAUAUAUUCAUACUUUAGAAAUGCAUGACUUUGAUUUAUAUUUAGGAGUUUAUCCAAUGGAUAAAUAUGAAAUAUGGAAAUUAUGUGUGAAUAUGAUUAAUAGAAAGGUCUUAGAUAAAUUGGACCCUAUAAAAAAUAUAUGUGUUGAAGAAUACAAUGAUAAAGACAUAGGAAAUAACACUCCUUUACAUACUACAAUCUAUUAUACUGAUAUACCUAAAUUAAAGAAUCCAAGUAAAUCUCAGGGAUAAUAAUUGACUGCCUUAAAUUUUGAUAAAUCAACAAUAGUAGAAGAAUUAUUGAAAUCAGAAUAUCAAAAUGAUUAUAAUUUAUUUUUGGGAGAAAUCUAAUAUGCAUUUGUUAAAUUUUUAUUGGGGGAACAUUUUGAAUCAUUUGAAUAAUGGAAAUAAUUAUUAAUUUUAAUAACAUCAUGUGAAAGAUUGAUAGAAGAAUAAACUAAUAUGUUUAUUGACUUCAUACCUAUAUUUUAUCAUUAAUUACAACAAAUGCCUAAUGAUUUUUUUGUUGAUCCCAUUAGUUCAAGUAAUUUCAUUUAAUCAUGUAUUAAAAAUAUGAUCGAAUUAUCAUAAAAUGAUAAUCCAACUAUCAUUAGAUAAAAAGUAUUCUAAUAUAAUAAUAUUUAGUUAAUACAAAGAUGCAAUAAAUUAAAAGAAUUAAUUAAAAUUAAAUUUGUAUAAAAUGCUGUUUAAAUGGAUGAUGAAGAUGAACCAGUUGUAGUUGAAGACUUCAAUUUUAUUUAACUAUGA
This is a messenger RNA of Paramecium pentaurelia, 1032 nucleotides long. Lineage: Eukaryota; Ciliophora; Oligohymenophorea; Peniculida; Parameciidae. The record is from the annotation of a GenBank genome assembly.